GACUUGAUCGGAAAUGACGUCACCAGAGGUCGUAGUUGAUCUGGUGUCAACACAUGUGCGUCCUCCAUAGCCAGGCGCGUGAGCUCGAAAACUGGUGAUUUACUUUCUUUGUGGUUAUUAUUGUAAUAAAACACUAAGAUGCCAAAAGACAUAUCAUCCUCAUCAAGCGAAGAUGAAGCGGACAGUCCUGCAACAGAGACACAAACUAAGCAAAAAGAAACCGAGAAAAAGAUCAGCAAGUACGAGUGUCCUGCUGACUUUGUGCCCUUUAGCCACACGCCCUGCAGAAGCACUUUGAUGGAGGCUCUGAAGAAAAAGCAGAAUGAAGUAUGGCUCAUUAAAGCUCCUUCCAGCUUCGACCCAAAAUGUCUCCAUGGUGUCAAGGUGCCUCUCUCAGGUCUCCAGUCCUGCAAGGUUCCUACUGCAGCAGGUGGAUCACAACCUGGGACUGACCAGCAGAUCUAUAAGAUUCUGGCUUCCUCACAUUGUACCUCAGACCUCCGCCUUCUCACCAGGAACGAUAGUUCAUCACACGGCAUGGUUUUCAGCCAGACUUUCUCAGGCUUGCUCAACGUGUGUGAGAGCUUUGGGGACCGUAGCAUGAACCAGGACCCUCAGGUCAUCCCCGCUGCCCCAGCUCCCUCCAUCCCAACAGGGCUCAAACAGCGCUUCCACCCCUUUGGCAGUAGGACACCCACUCUGACCUGCGUGGCAGAGAACGAGGCAGAUGGAGCCACCUUCGGACCCUCGUCCACUACUCUCAUCCCCCUGGUAGCCAAACGAUUUGUGGAAGAGGCAGGACAUGAAGAAGAAGGAAGGAGGAAGAAGAAGAAGAAGAAAGAAAAGCGAUUGAAGAUGGAACGAGGGGAGGAGGAUGAUGUGGUGGUGAGAGUGAAACAGGAACCGGUUUCCAGAAUUCAGGAUGAAGUGAAGAUGGAAAUCCCCCUUGAGGAAAAUGAUGUGUUAGAAGAGGAGAAGAGGAAAAAGAAGAAGAAAAAGAAGUACAGGGAGCGAGAGGAUGUGGAGGAGGCAACAGAGCCCAUUGUGACAGUAAAGACAGAAGAUGUGACAGUGAAAUACGAACCAAUGGACACUUCGUAUGGAGACGUAGUGGAGAACUCUGGAAAGAAGAAGAAAAAGAAGAAGAAAAGUCGAACUGAAGACGAUUAGUUUGAGUUCACGAGGAAAUGACUGCAGCUUAUUGAGGAAUUGCUUCAUGCAAGACUUGUGUUGGCAGAACAUCGUGCUCAGCAAAGAGACUUGUGUUGACACAAAUAAUAAAGUGACUUCAUCCAAGCGUCUUCGUGACCGUGUUUCUGUCAUUCAAGCUGUGACAGAUUUACACACACAGCACGUGUCGGUUACUGGCAUCCGUGUGUAUGUGGGUAUUUAGAAAGUACUCAGGGACUAUGUCAGUACUUUCUGCCAGUGGCUGUCAAGAUGUGGAACAUUUCAUUUGUGCUCCCACUGUGUUGUUGUGUUUGUAUAUAUUUACACAACCAGGUUGGAAAUGUCUCUGAUUUGGCCGAUCUAAGUCUGAUUCUUCAGUAUUGUGUAACAUUGCUGUAUUUUAACCCAGUGACUCUCUCCUUUUGCCAUUUUUUUGUGUGCAGAAAAACAUGUUAGAAAAAAAGCGAUUAAAGUUGAAAUGAAAACGAGAA
Messenger RNA from Betta splendens (Siamese fighting fish), 1661 nucleotides. It is a transcript of the gene polr1g, whose product is annotated as RNA polymerase I subunit G. Gene Ontology annotation, biological process: transcription by RNA polymerase I. Bases 139 to 1170 code for a protein of 343 amino acids. The record is from RefSeq and is a predicted model, not a curated record. NCBI's taxonomy places the organism in Eukaryota, Metazoa, Chordata, Actinopteri, Anabantiformes, Osphronemidae. The transcript is spliced from 3 exons.